AUGUACGACGGACCUAUCAGAGGGGGUGCACGAGGCGGCGCAGCAGAGUUCAAAUGGUCCGAAGUCGUACAAGAUAAAGACCGGGAGAACUACCUUGGACACUCGAUCAAUGCGCCCGCCGGCCGGUGGCAGAAGAACAAAGAUAUCCACUGGUAUGCGCGGGAUGUGGGGGGGACGGAUGAAGAGAAACGUGAGGAGAUUAAGAGGAUUAAAGAGGCUGAAGAGGACGCUUUGGCUGUGGCUUUAGGGUUCAAGCCUGCUGUGCGUGUUCCACAGAUUCAGACUGAUUCCCCGCCACCUGCGUUCCCGAAUGAAGACGACGCGGAGAGAACGCGGGUGAAGGAGGAGAAACGAAAGAGGAAGGAGGAGAAGCGUGCACGUAAGGAGGAGCGGAGAGCGAGGAAAGAAGAAAAGCGUCGAGAGAGGAGGUGCCCUUCUCCUAGAAGGUAUUCGGAGGACGAAGAUAGGUCACCAUCCCCCAGGCGGAGGAGGGAUGAGCGCUCUCGUUCACCCCUACCGAGAGAGCGUGCUCGCUCCCCUCCUAGGCGGAGAGAUCGCAGCCCCUCGGAAGACCACGACCGCAACCGCGACAUACCCGCCAGACGCCCCUCGUACGGGGACUCGGAGCGCAGAGGUGAUGAUCGCAGAAGAGGGUACGACGAGGAUGAGAUGCGGAAGGAGAGAGAACGGGAUAGACGGCGAUGGGACGCUAACGCGGAGAGGGACAGACCGGGGAGACGAGAGGGCGAGCGCUGGGAACGUGGUGCUGCUUGAUGAGAGAUGCUGUGCACUGCGCUUUGUGAAGAAUUUGGCCAGUGAU
This is a messenger RNA of Dacryopinax primogenitus, 820 nucleotides long. RefSeq lists its product as uncharacterized. The coding region runs from base 1 to 774 and encodes 257 amino acids. Lineage: Eukaryota; Fungi; Basidiomycota; Dacrymycetes; Dacrymycetales; Dacrymycetaceae. The transcript has 2 exons. The record is from RefSeq and is a predicted model, not a curated record.